AGUUAGGGUUAGGGUUAGAAGGUUAGGUAACAAAUUCCCCCAAGUGCCUGCCUUGAAGAGAUUUUUAUCAGGGUCAAGAACAGAUGCUGCAAGGGGCUAAGCAUACUAAUCUGAGGGAUAUUCAAUGAAUCUUAGCAGACUGAGUUUGUUAGUCCAUUCACUUUAUUCUUCUAAGUCAAUUCCUGUAGAGAGCUGCGUGAAGCUGCAUUCUUGAGAUGGCUCUGGCUUUUGCCCCCCGCCCUCCCGAUGGCGAGUGCUCUCUAUGUUAAACAACUCCUUAUUUGGCUUGGCUUUAAAUUUCGGCUUGCUAAGGCAUACGUGCACCUAUCCAGGAAUCCCAUGUGGCGCAUGAUGGCUGGUGGUCUGAGACCUAUAUAAGGCUGGGCGGGCUCUCCCUAGGGGAGAAGAACAAAGGACACAGAUUUUGAAAAGACCUGAAUAAAAAACAGCUUGAAGAAGAGCUCGGUGUUGUGUCUUCCUUGCUGGUCGAGGCAGACGCGACAAUUGGUGGCCCGUACGGGGAAAACUCUUUGAAGAAAGGGAGCUCAGAACUUCUUGCUGUCAGGGGUCAACAAGAUCCAAUCUGGAUUCCAGAGCGACUCGUGAGGAAGAUACAACCGGACCGGGAAAGGGAAGAAAAUGACCAUGAAAAGGUUACUGGCAAUUAUGAUUACGGUGAUGCUGAUGUUCCCAGGAACAAUACAGAGGGAAACUAAAUUAUGGGCCGUCCUAAAAACAUGGCCCUAUCCUCUUCCUUUGACAUCUGAUUCAGGGAUAUUGCCUUUCAUAUUUACUACUAAUGAUACCUUAGAAUGGCCCUCUUUGCCAUUUGAUGAUGUAAAAGCCAUAGAUAAUUUUACUUGGGUUUCUUUGUAUAAUACCUUAUGUUUUUCUAUGUCACAAAAAAAUAUUAGUGAAAAUCCAUGCUUGGUGUUGCAUCAUCAUGUUUUAGGUGUUUUUCAUCAUGUAGUCAAUAGGUCCACCACCUCUGUUGGUCGUGGUACUGCAAUACUUCUGCAAGGAGUUACACCCAGAGCCAUAAGUAAAGGAGGUGCUAGUCCUCCUCGACAACCAUCCCUAUUACCUAGAUGUAUGAGCUCUGUCACCUGGCCUCCGGCAUGGACAGGAUGCCAAAGCACCCUACAACCCAAUUUUGUUAAUCUUAAUAGGACCUUUUCUUUAUCAUUGAAAGUAAGUCCGUAUAAUAAUUCCUUUAGUGGGUUUAAUUUUUCUUAUAAUAAUCCUUUGCAGGCAGCAUUUUCUAAUCCCUUUGAUUCAUGGGUAUUGUGUAAUUCCCGCAGUGCCUGUACCCAGCUUAAUGCUUUGGGGUUUGUAAAAGGGGGUGCUUUUCAGAAUUGUAGUUAUUCAGUACAUAUGGGGAUGACGUUUGAAUCAGAUGUCACCCUGAAUUGUACCCAUUCUAAGUCAGUUCAUUUUAGUCCUACCCUGGUUUGUGUGUGGCCCCCUUUCUUGUUCCUGCUGUUUAAUUAUUCGGGUGGAAUGUUGAAUUGUUCAUCUCAGAAAUGUUUUCUUGCACAAUGCUGGAAUGCCUCUGAGCAUGAUUCCGCUAUUGUGAUGCGUGUACCCACCUAUAUUCCUGUACCUGUCCGUAUCGAUGAUGCACAAUUACCAGUGGUCUUAAGUAGGCAGAAAAGAGACUUUGGCAUUACAGCAGCAAUAGUAACAGCCAUUGCAUUAUCAGAUACUGCUGCAGGGUUGGCUGCUGCAUCCAUGGCCACAUCUGUCCCGACAGCACAAGCACUAAAUGAACUGUCGAGUAAUACUGCCAAAGCCCUGCAAAGUCAAAAUGCUAUUAAUGUGCAUCUACAUCGUGGGAUCACAUUACUUAAUCAGAGGGUAGAUCUAUUACAAGAACAAAUUGAUAUUAUGGAGGGAGUACUUACUUCUGCUUGUAUAGCACCCAUGACUGGGUUAUGCAUUACCUCUAUUACCUAUGAGAAUUGGACUCGAGCAGCUAAUCUUUCUAAACAAUUGAGUGCUAUGAUUACAGGAGCCUGGACUGCUGAGUUUGAUAAUUUAACAGCGACCUUGAGGAACGAGAUUGUUGCGGUCAACAGCACGCGGGUCCAUGUGGCCACAGCAGAGGAACUUCUGACUUGGAUUCAUCAGUCCUUUAAUUUUUUGAAGGAGUGGGCGGGACUAGGUGCCUUGUUGGUUCUUGUGAUACUUGCCUUCCUUGUUUGCCUGUGGUGUUUCCAUAAGAUGAGGUUUGCACAGCGCUGUCAGGCAGCCAUGAUUAUCCAAGCAUUUACCGCCAUUGAGGCUGGUCAGUCCCCUCAGGCUUGGCUAGUAAAGCUGCAGUCUUGA
This is a messenger RNA of Peromyscus californicus insignis, 2328 nucleotides long. RefSeq lists its product as uncharacterized. NCBI's taxonomy places the organism in Eukaryota, Metazoa, Chordata, Mammalia, Rodentia, Cricetidae. The record is from RefSeq and is a predicted model, not a curated record. The transcript has 2 exons. Bases 640 to 2328 code for a protein of 562 amino acids. Gene Ontology annotation, molecular function: structural molecule activity.